ACCGCAAUAAAACAAAGAAGAAGAAGCAGAAGAAGAAGAAGACGAAGAACCGCAUCGUCCAUCUUCUGGGAGUCAGCAGCCAUCUAAUCUAACAUAGAACGCGAGAAGAACAAACAUUAGCCACUAUGGGAGCCGUUCUGGGACUGUGCUCCAUGGCGAGCUGGAUCCCAUGCCUGUGCGGCAGUGCACCCUGUCUGCUGUGUCGAUGCUGCCCCAGUGGAAAUAACUCCACAGUGACUCGCCUGAUCUACGCCUUCUUCCUGCUGCUGGGAGUGGGUAUUGCGUGUAUUAUGUUGAUGCCCGGCAUGGAGGGGCAGCUUAAGAAGAUUCCAGGUUUCUGUGAAGGAGGAAUGGGUUCGUCUAUUCCUGGCGUGGAGGGACACGUUAACUGUGAUGUGCUGGUUGGCUACAAGGCUGUGUACCGUAUUUGCUUCGGCAUGGCCAUGUUCUUCUUGCUCUUCUCUCUGCUCAUGAUCAAAGUGAAGAGUAGCCAGGACCCCCGAGCUGCUCUGCACAAUGGGUUUUGGUUCUUUAAGUUUGCUGCAGCUGCUGCCAUCACUAUUGGAUCCUUUUUCAUCUCAGAAGGUCCCUUCACUACCGUGUGGUUCUAUGUUGGCAUGGCAGGAGCCUUCUGCUUCAUCCUCAUCCAGCUGGUUUUGCUCAUCGACUUUGCCCAUUCCUGGAAUGAAUCGUGGGUGGAGAAGAUGGAAGAGGGCAACUCUCGCUGCUGGUAUGCAGCUCUGCUGUCCGUCACCACAGUGAACUACUUAUUGUCUCUGGUAUCUCUGGUCAUGUUCUACAUCUACUACACCCACACUGAUGGUUGCACUGAGAACAAGGUCUUCAUCAGCAUCAACAUGCUCCUCUGCAUCGCUGCCUCCGUCAUGUCUAUUCUGCCUCAGAUCCAGGAGUCACAGCCCAGGUCUGGGCUGCUGCAGUCCUCCCUGGUUACCCUGUACACCAUGUACCUGACCUGGUCUGCUAUGACCAAUGAGCCUGACAGGAAAUGUAACCCGAGUCUUCUGGGUAUUAUCGGGCUGAACAGCACCAGUCCCACAGGUUCGGACCAUGUGGUUCAGUGGUGGGAUGCCCAGGGGAUUGUGGGACUGAUACUUUUCCUCAUGUGUGUCCUCUACUCCAGUAUUCGGAAUUCCUCCAACGCCCAGGUGAACAAGCUGACUCUGACCAGUGACGAGUCUGCACUGAUCGAGGAUGGGCCUCAGACUGACGGCUUUGAGGAGGGCAGCGGCCUCAGCAGAGCUGUGGACAAUGAGAGGGAAGGCGUCACCUACUCCUACUCCUUUUUUCACUUCAUGCUGUUCCUGGCAUCACUCUACAUCAUGAUGACGCUUACCAACUGGUACAGCCCCGACUCCAAUUAUGAGGCCAUGACCAGUAAGUGGCCGUCUGUGUGGGUGAAGAUCUCCUCCAGCUGGAUCUGCAUCGCCCUCUACGUUUGGACGCUGGCAGCUCCGCUGGUUCUGGUCAACAGAGACUUUGACUGAAACGCACAACGCUCGAACACCAACCUUCAUACUCUGCCUCACCUGUGUUUAGUUUCAGCAAUUAGUAAAACAGUAGGUCUCUAACCGUGCAUCACUCACUCCUGGAGGGGCCGGGGCUACACUCACAUUGGCUGGAUUGUUUCGGGACUGUUUAGUUUGGUGGUUGUGGCCUAUGUGUGUCGUGCGUUGGGGCUAAUGAACAAAGAGCCAAACAGGCUGUUUAAAUGUGUCCAGUCCCAGGUGACUGCAGCCCAGUCUCUUCUGGUGUAAUGUCAUUAUGAGUCCUCAGCAGCCUGCUGUAGUGGUUCCCCAUGCUGUUGCCAUUGUAUAUAUAUCCUGUGUAUUACUAGUGCUGACUGUGUUUUCUUCCUAUAAAGACAGAGCUGCAUGCAUUUCUUUUUAAAACUUGAUGUGACGAUGUCUGAUGGAUGGAGUUGUGUAUGAGCAGUGGCACUGAGAGGAGAGCAGCUCGUAGUUCACUUACUGGUACCAUUACCAGGCGCACACGUGUGGUAUUCUAGUUAUCAUGUUUAAAGCUCUACCAGCUGUGUGUCUCUUCUGCAGCUUGCACAUACACAAAAAAAUCCUGUUGCUUCUGAUUUGCAUUGACUUUUGACUUCAAAUGUAAACUAGAAUUAAUUCUUUGAUAAGUUAUUUGGUAGUGUUUUAUCAUUAGCAUGUAGUUCCUCACAGAUUUAGCAGACAUCGUAGCUAUACAUUUUGUUUGUCUAACCUGUGCUUUUAUCCUAAUGGUAAUCCCUUGACAUGUAAGUGUAUUUUAAGUCGUUUAAUAAAACCAAGGAAAAUAA
Micropterus dolomieu (smallmouth bass) is the source of this 2314-nucleotide messenger RNA. It is a transcript of the gene serinc1, whose product is annotated as serine incorporator 1. Bases 126 to 1505 code for a protein of 459 amino acids. Lineage: Eukaryota; Metazoa; Chordata; Actinopteri; Centrarchiformes; Centrarchidae. The record is from RefSeq and is a predicted model, not a curated record. The transcript is spliced from 10 exons. Gene Ontology annotation, cellular component: membrane.